GAGGAGCAGACGCUGCCCCGAAGCCCUCGAGUGCCUCGAUGGAGAGGCAGAGGAGCACCGAGCUCCCGGCCCUUGACAGCUUCCCGCUGAAGCACUCGAACACGCUGACGAACAGGCAGCGCGGCAACGAGGUCUCGGCCCUCCCAGCCACGCUGGACACGCUGUCCAUCCACCAGCUUGCUGCCCAAGGAGAGCUCAGCCAGCUGAAGGAGCACCUUCGGAGAGGCGAGAACUUGGUGAAUAAACCCGAUGAGAGAGGUUUCACACCGCUGAUCUGGGCUGCAGCCUUUGGAGAGAUCGAAACGGUCCGUCACCUGCUGGAAUGGGGCGCUGACCCCCAUGCGCUGGCGAAGGAGCGGGAGAGCGCCCUGUCCCUGGCCAGCAUGGGUGGCUACACCGACAUCGUGGUCAUGCUGCUGGAGAGGAACGUGGACAUCAACAUCUACGACUGGAAUGGCGGCACCCCUCUGCUCUACGCCGUGCGUGGCAAUCACGUCAAGUGUGUCGAGGCCCUACUAGCUCGUGGUGCCGACCUGACGACGGAGGCGGAUUCUGGCUACACCCCGCUGGAUCUGGCCCUGGCCCCUGGUUUUUUUUGCGGGGACACAAGAAAGGCAAUCCAACAGGUCAUCGAAAAUCACAUCCUCAGGCUGUUUCAGAAGAGGGAGCUGGAGUGA
Molecule: messenger RNA, 677 nt
Organism: Eurypyga helias (sunbittern)
Lineage: Eukaryota; Metazoa; Chordata; Aves; Eurypygiformes; Eurypygidae
Gene: RFXANK
Product: regulatory factor X-associated ankyrin-containing protein
Exons: 8
Biological process (GO): regulation of transcription by RNA polymerase II
Cellular component (GO): nucleus
Molecular function (GO): protein binding
Source: RefSeq, a predicted model, not a curated record